GGCCAUUUUCAUUGAUAAUUUUCCAUUAAGAUUUAUUGCUGACGAAGAGUUUGUUUAUGUCUGUAAAUAUUUACUUUAGGAUUACAAAAUUCUAUAUUUAAGCAGUUCCACACAAUUUUCAAAUCACAGUAAAGCAAUAAGAUCCAGGAUUAAAAACAUCCAGUAGAAGCAGCAUCACGAACAUUCUGAUUUGUUGACUCUAAUUCAAUCUACAAGGAGUCACAAAUUAAUUGCUUGUAGAAGUGAAAGUGAUACGCGUUGAGAGUGAUACAAGUCUGAGAAUAUCAAUUAAAAUGGACCAAGACAAUGAAGAAUAUGGAAGUGCUUUAAAGGAUGACAAAUCACCGUAUAGGAAUACAUUGCACAAACGAACUCGCGGAUGGAACAAAGCCUUAUUUAUAACGGGUUUAGCAACGACAUUAGGUUCAGCGAAUGUCGGUGGAUACAAUAUUGGAGUUAUUAAUGCUCCAUCAUCCUACAUGAAGGAAUGGGCGAGUGACACAUUAUAUACAAAAUAUGGAAUUCAGCUAUCGUCAGGUGGGGUGGAUUUACUUUGGGCUUUUAUCGUAUCCAUAUUUCUUGUGGGGGGUGCUUGUGGAAGUCUUGGUGGUUCUGUUGUAGCUAAUCGCAUUGGCAGAAAACGAUCGUACCUAACAUGUGCAACACUAUUCGUCAUCGGCUCAGUCUGUUUUCACAUCUGUCGAUUGCUUUCAUCUGUUGAGCUCUUAAUUCUUGGACGAAUGUUAGUUGGACUUGGAGCUGGUAUGACAAUGACAUGCCUGCCUAUGUAUCUUUCAGAAAUUGCACCAUUUCAUUUGAGAGGAACUUUGGGGGUGUUUUGUUCUAUGGGCUUUACAGGCGGUGUUGUUGUUGGACAAGUUGUCAGUUUACAGGAACUAUUAGGAACUCCAGAUCUUUGGCAUUAUUGUAUGAGCUUCCAAAUAAUUUUCGUCAUUUUAUGCACUUUAGCAUAUCCAAUAUUUCCUGAAAGUCCUAAAUAUUUGUGCCUUAUUGGAGAUAGAAGCGGUGCCUUGCGAGAAUUAAAGAAAUUAUGUGACAAUACAGAAAUGGCUGAAGAUGAAUUAAAUUCAAUGGAAAUGUUGACUGACAAUACUGAAGAAGACGAUGGAAGUAACCAAAAAGGUGUUCUUGAUGUACUUAAAGAUCCAAAAUUAUUACUGCCACUUGUUUUAGUCUGCGCAUUACAAGGUGGUCAACAGUUAUCUGGAAUUAAUGCCGUAUUUUACUACUCAGUCUCAAUUUUUGAGUCUAUUGGAUUCUCGAAAUCGAAUGCAGAAUGGGCCAAUUUAGGAGCUGGAUGUCUCAAUUUGUUUGUCAGCUUCUUUAGUCCUGUUUUGAUGGCUAGAGUUAAUCGUCGUCCAUUAAUUAUGUUGUCAUGUUUCGGAUGUGGUGUAUUUUUGUUCCUGCUUAGCAUCUUUUAUGGAUAUAGUGAAUCCUUUUCAUCAUUCCCAGUGAUGUGUGUUGUUGCUCUUCUCGGCUACAUCCUGCUUUAUCAAAUUGGUUUAGGUCCCGUUCCUUACUUCAUUGGAGUAGAGUUGUUUGAAACUGCUGAAAGAUCGUCAGCAAUGGCUUUAGGAAGUUUAUCAUCGUGGAUAUGCAAUUUUGUAAUUGGAAUGACUUUUACAUCUUUACGAAUAUGGAUGGGUGCUGCUGUUUUUGUCAUUUUUGGAGUCGUUUGCUUCUUAUUGACACUUUUGCUCAAAGUUUAUAUGCCAGAGACACGCGGAAAGGAUACAUCUGAUAUUGUACAGCUUGUGUCGAAAGGUUUUCGAUCAAGACCAGUUGAACGAAAAGAUAAAAUGCUGAAUAGAAUCAACAAUGAACUUAGUUCAUAAAUAAUGCAAUACGAUUUUGACUUUUAAAGUUCUUUUUUACGUUAAUUAAUAUUUUUAUAAUUCGAAACUGUCAACAAAAUACCUUGUCUUUUUGACUAUAUAUCAAUGCCUGAAAUUUUGAAUGUAGAUUGUUUAAGCUUAUAAUGUUAAGAAUUGGGAAUUGAUCUUGCGUGUAUAACGCGCACAUAAAAUUUAAAGAUAAUGCGCGUAUUAACUUGGGUUGCGAGAUUUGUAUAAUGUGCGCACUAUAGGAACGAAAUAAAUUUUACAAUAAAUUACUUUAGUUUUACGUGCAUAGUGCGCCAAUAUAUUUGUGUACCCAAAAAUUAUUCAGAAGCACAAAAAAUAUUCAAUCAACCCAAGUUCAAUUCUCAAUGCAGCUAAAAAUACAAAAUUAAAUUUUUAAAAAGAAUAAAAUGUUCUUUAUUUUUGGAAUCUUCA
Molecule: messenger RNA, 2297 nt
Organism: Chironomus riparius
Lineage: Eukaryota; Metazoa; Arthropoda; Insecta; Diptera; Chironomidae
Source: the annotation of a GenBank genome assembly